AUGGCACAGGCGAUGGAUCAGCUGGGCUCCGUGGCAGAGGCCACGACCACGGUCAUCGUCAGCGAAGCCGAGAACGUGUCCAGCAGCGAGUUGCUCGACGUCGUGGCCACCGUGUCGGGCGCCGGCGAGCCAUUCGCCACGAUGGCCGCUGUGACCGCGGUGGCUGCCGCGAAGGGGAAGAGCAAGGGGACCUCCGCGGACCACUCGUUUUCACAGAACCUGAUGAACACCAUGCAGUCCAGCGUGUCGAUGACCGCGGCCACGUCGGAGGUGGUGUCCUCCUUCAGCAACGCGCUGAGCGCGGUGGUCGGAGGCAGCGCUACAGAGACGUCGGCCGACGACAGCGCGGCGACCACGGCCGCCACGACGAUGGACCCCGACGUGGCGCUGCAGGCCUCGCAGCUGCUGCUGACCGUCGCGGGCGCCUCUGGGUCCCUCGCGGAGAGCAUGGACGUGGGGACGGCCAGCACACUCCUCGGCGUGGUGGGCACGCUGGUCGGGUCGACGCUCGGCGGCCGCAGCAGCGGCGCGCGGUCGAUCUCCAACCCGAACAGCACCGAGGAGCUCCUGGCCGAGAACGUCUUCAGUAGCAUGAACUCCAUCGGCGAUGCUCUCAUCAUCGAUGCUGAGGUCGGGGUACCGUCCAGCGUCUCCUCCGGCAGCAUGGUGCUCACGGCCAUGAAGCUGGACGUUGCGUCGAUGGCCUCGAGCGGGGCGUCGAUGGCCGGCUUCAGCCUGCCUGCCACGGACGUCUCCGGCCCUCUGGCAGCUGCGUCCUGCGCCGCCAGCGAGGUGGGCCUCCAGGUCAUCCAGUGGUCCAGGAGCCCCCUCGCCUACGCUGGAGCGGCUACCACGGCCACCGACUCUGCCAUCCAGACCGCCCUCGCGGAGGGGCGCGGCGGGGAGCACGGCAGGGAUGGACACGCCUGCAGCAGCAGCUGCUGGCUCCACGCAGCAGGUGGCGCCUGCGGGGGCGAGAAGGCCCGCGCCGCGCGCACCGCGGCCACGGGGCCAGAGAGCUGCCCCACCUCGAAGUCGAACUUCGGGCGGAUCAGCGGCAUCAACCUGUCGCCGCUCGACAUGUGCUGCUCGUACGCCGCAGCAUUCACCGUCAGAUCAAGGGUGGGCGGCGCCUUCUCAGUGCACGUCGGGACCGACCACGCGGGCGCACUGGCAGCGCCGCGGAUGUCCCUGAAGUUGCUCAUCGGCAUGGUGACGACGUGGAAGCUGAUGUCGUCGAUCGUGACCAUGCCCGACUUGACGUACCCGCCCGCGCGGACCCUUUUGAUCUCAACCCACCUGGACACAGACCAUUUGCUGAGAUGGUCGGACAAGCGCUCAGCCUUCAUCAGUGUCAGCAGCGACGAGCUGUUCUCGAGACCCCUGAACAGCUGGAAGUACGUUCUCUCGUUGAUGACGGUGAUGCCAGCAGAGUCCAGACCUGCGUCGAUGCUGGCGCCAGUCUUGUCCGACACCUGCACUUCGCCCCCCUGGUCUGGGACGGCAACGGCGUCGACGCCCUUGGUCAGCGCAAUCUGGACCAUGUCAUUCCACUUCCGCACCCUCUCGGCGUGGUUGGCCUUUUGCUUCUCGACCCUGUGGUUGGCCAAGAUCUGGGCCAUCAUGGGUUUCGCCAUGGCGACGACCAGCUUCAUCAACAGAUUGGCAAGCCUGAACAAGUUAGAUGGUACGCAGCUGUCGACAAUCUUGAUCACCGUCUCGGCGAGGUCGAAGCUGUACUUGGUAGUCUUGAUCAUGGCCGCGUUCAUGCGCGUGUGCGCGACAUGCACGGUCGAAAUGUCCUCCACAUCCAUGUCGCUCGUCAAAGGGUUGUCAGCCAAGAACUCCUUCAGCGUUGUCGUGAGCUUCCUCCUCGCCUUCGUGUCGACCCCGAGGAUCGCCAGGACAGCCGCUGUGAACUGCGAGAUCUCCUCCGCUGUGUCCUUCGCCGCAAGGCGUACUCCGUACCGCAGCAUCCUGCCCAUCUCAGCGAGGUCCCUGUCGUUCUGCUCCACCUCCUUCACGGAGUAA
This is a messenger RNA of Prorocentrum cordatum, 2031 nucleotides long. The record is from the annotation of a GenBank genome assembly. Lineage: Eukaryota; Dinophyceae; Prorocentrales; Prorocentraceae.